Messenger RNA from Phaeoacremonium minimum UCRPA7, 885 nucleotides. Its product is annotated as putative cytochrome p450 monooxygenase protein. Gene Ontology annotation, molecular function: iron ion binding; heme binding; monooxygenase activity. The coding region runs from base 1 to 885 and encodes 294 amino acids. NCBI's taxonomy places the organism in Eukaryota, Fungi, Ascomycota, Sordariomycetes, Togniniales, Togniniaceae. The record is from RefSeq and is a predicted model, not a curated record. The transcript is spliced from 3 exons.
AUGACUUACCUGCUUGUAGCAGCGGUCCUUGUUGUUCUAGGAAUUGCAUGGCUCGCGAAAACGAGCUUCGCGGCACGGCCGCCGAAACUGAAUUUCCCCGUGGUCGGCAGUCCUAGCGAUACAGAUUUCCGCUCAGCUAUCAUAGAAGGAGUUAAGAAGUACCCGAACGAUCCCUUUCUCGUCCCCAUCAAGCCUCCACGUAUCAUAAUGCCCAUGAGCCUAUACAAAGAGGCCAUGAAUAUGCCGGCACUUUCCUUCAAUGCAGAAGUCUACAGCAUGUUGCAAGGCCAGUAUACGCAUUUGGGCGAGGAUAGAAGAGAUCUAAUUCCCCUCAUUCGGCACGACCUGACAAAGAGCAUGAACCGUGGCUCGUUGAGCUUACUACAGGACGAGGCCCACAUUGCUUUCGAUAAAGAGCUGGGAAAACCUCAAGAUUGGACUACAGUGCCCAUAUAUUUCAAGCUACUGCGUAUUAUUGCUAUGGCUACGGGAAGAAUCUUUGUUGGCUCUCCCUUGAAUCGCGACGAGAAGUGGCUCAAUGCGUCCAUAAGCUUCACAACAGAUGCCAUAGCUGUCAUACGAGAAAACGGUGCUUGGAGCCCCUUACUCCGGCCGUUCAUUGGGCGGUUCCUACCAUCCGUCAAGAAGGUGCAGAAGGAUAUGGAAGACGCGGCUGAGUGGAUGGCACCGCUAGUCAACGACGUUCUCUCGGGUGACAAGGAAAAGCUCAAAGAUGUGGAAGUCGGAUCCCGCGGAACAUUUAUGUCUUGGGCUAUGAAAUAUAUUCCGGAUGAAAAGAAAACUGCGACGGAGAUGGCGGCUUCUCAAAUGAUGAUCUCAUUUGCGUCAACGCACACCACUACAAUGACUGUCUACCACGUAUGA